Leishmania mexicana MHOM/GT/2001/U1103 is the source of this 1101-nucleotide messenger RNA. RefSeq lists its product as hypothetical. Bases 1 to 1101 code for a protein of 366 amino acids. NCBI's taxonomy places the organism in Eukaryota, Euglenozoa, Kinetoplastea, Trypanosomatida, Trypanosomatidae. The transcript has a single exon. The record is from RefSeq and is a predicted model, not a curated record.
AUGGGACCUUUCUCUCGCCGUCACUGCAUCGCUCACUUGUCUCUCCCUCUCUCUCUCCCUCCUCCUCCUCCAAACGCUUCCUCAGCACAGCUUCCUCUCGGGCCGGUGUUUAUUAUUAUUAUUGUGCGUGUGUGUACUGCUCUGUGCGCGCAUCAGGGAGGUCUGUGCCACGCAACCUCGCCUUCUCGUCUCUCUUUCGUUGGCUCUAGCUUGACUAUGUCUGCGCCUCCACCAGAGGAUGAGCAGCCGGCGAUGCUGCCGUUUUUGCCCGCGCAAGCAGCUCUAUCUGCGGUCGCAACACCAGCAGAUGCGGCCGCUGCGAGCACGGCGGAUACUAGCAUUGCGUCCCCCGAAGGGGAUUCGCCGCCGUCGGAGCGGCGUGGCAUGUCGUUUGAGGAGUUCCGCCAGUUCUACGUAGCAUCACAGAGGCUCAACUACCUCAGCAACCAACGCGACGCAACUGGAGUGUCGUCAGGCCAAGAAGACGGAGGCGCGGCGGCACAUGACACUGUCAGCGCCGACACCUUGGCCGGCGAGGCAGCCAGACAGCAUGUUGUGGUGGGUACCCUUCGCCGGCGCAUUGUCGGGACAAACGAGGACAGCCCUACUUUGACCCAAACAGCAGCAGCAGCAGCAGCACCAGCCACGCCUCCACCGGCAGCACAAGCACCACCACCACUACUAGGUCACCUUGCUCGCGUUACCCACGCUGUUGGUGGGUGUUUGAACUGGCUGGCGAAUCGGGUGGCACGCAACCGCGCGCACCUCCUCCAGCUCCUCCUUGUCUUCUUCGUCCUCUACGUUCAGGUCAAGCUGAGCAGCACUCACGUGAUUUGCCUUCUCGUCUUAUACAUUACCGUGAAGGGCGUGCAGGAGUUUGUGCGAAACUUCCAGAUCAGUCACGAGACGGGGACCACCGGGGCACCGUCCUUGCUCGGGCGUCUUUUCAAGCCAGAGGGGCACGUAGGAUCUGUGUCGAAGCUGCGUAAGAUCGGCUACGUCGUUGCGAAGUGUGCGGAGGCUUUCCUGCUGAGCUUCUUUCCAACCUACUCCCUCGAGCACCUGGAGCGUGAACUCUGCGCCGACGGCAUUGUGCGAUGA